Chironomus riparius is the source of this 1252-nucleotide messenger RNA. The record is from the annotation of a GenBank genome assembly. Lineage: Eukaryota; Metazoa; Arthropoda; Insecta; Diptera; Chironomidae.
CUUUUUUACACGUUUGUAGAAACAACUUCCGAUAAAGAAAUAAUAAUAUUUUUUGAGUGAAUUAUUGAAUUUUGUGAAAUAAUCAAAAUGAAAUACCUUAUUGUAGCAUUGGCAUUUAUUGCCGUUACAUCAGCAGCUCCACAAGGAGGCGACACAACAACACCAAUCCCAAUUCUUAGACAAGAGCAAGAAAUAAACCCAGAUGGAUCAUACAAAUACGCAUAUGAAACAGGAAAUGGAAUAAUUGCAGAAGAAGAAGGACAUAUUGAAAAUGUUGGAGCUGAAAAUGAAGGCAUGGUUGCACGUGGUAAAUACUCAUAUACAUCACCCGAAGGCGAGCUCAUAGAAGUAAUUUGGGAAGCUGAUGAAAAUGGUUUCCGUCCACAAGGUAUGUCGGAAGUUCCAUAACAUUUAUGGACAUUUCUCCAUAUUCGGAAUUGACUUUUUUCAUCUACAAAUUUUAAGGAGUGGAAAUGUCACAGAAUGACUUUUUUUGUGUAGUUUAUGCACAACUGUUUAUUUAUUUUUUUUUCGGCUCAUUGACAUCAGCAGAUGAACAAGUAUCAAUGUCCGUGCUUAUUGUAUAGAUUAAAUGGAUUACCAAUUAAUUUUGGAUCAAAAAUUCAUGCACUGAGCAUUAAAAAUUAAAAGAUGUCAGAUUUAUAAGAGCUUUUCCUGAUCUUUGACAAGUCAUUCUGUAGACCUACCUGAAAUUUUAAAACUGUAACUUAAUUUUAUAUUUUAUUUUAGGCGCUCAUCUCCCAACACCACCACCAAUCCCUCCAGAGAUCCAACGUGCCUUGGAAUAUCUUGCCUCAUUACCACCAACAACAGAGACUCCAAAUAGAAGAGCAUAGACUGUUUAAAACACAAUAGACGUCCAAUUUAAGCCAACAAGAGAACGAUUAUGUAAAUUUUUUUUUCAUUAACUGCCAUAUUUAGAAAUAUUAUACACAUACACAUACAUACUGAUGGUUAAGGAAGGAUAACAAAUGUCAAAGAACCAGAUAACAUGUUCGUGAGAUGCUGAAUAUUAGUUUAGACUUUAUAACACUUUUUAAACUUUUUCACUUUUUUUAUUUUUUUUUAAAUAUUUGCUCAUCGAAAUGUGAACCUUAAAGUUUAGAAGAAGAAGAAAAAAAGAAAUUAUUAUAAAUAUUGUGUAUACGUUAGUGAUAUUGCAGAACAAUCAAAAUGUCUUUUUUCGUAUAGAAAGAUUGAAUAAAAAUAUAUUUGAAAAAACUUAAUUAAA